Messenger RNA from Heterobilharzia americana, 5626 nucleotides. Lineage: Eukaryota; Metazoa; Platyhelminthes; Trematoda; Strigeidida; Schistosomatidae. The record is from the annotation of a GenBank genome assembly.
AUGAUAUGUCCGAGGUAAUAUUGCAUAGAAAGACGUGAAACACUUUACUGAAUUAUUAUUAUUAUUAUUCCAGAUAUAUUUUUCAAGAGUAUAAUGUCUUCAAUAUUUUAUACAUUUACAUACUGAAUAUAUAUAAAUAUUAAUUGGAUCGAUUUUUCUUAUACAGUAUUAUUGAAUAACACGUGAAAAAAGGCAUAUACAAACACGUGUAAUCAAUCUCUUAUAAUGUGGAUUCAUAAAAUUAAUCAAUACAUUGAGUUGAUUAUCCUAUAUCAUAUAUUGUGUAUUCUAUUAUUAUCUAUUAAAACUGAUUCAUCUAUAGAUGUAUCACAAUUACAUGAUCAAUCAUAUUCAGAUAUCAUAUGGGCAUAUGAUAUGUCAAGAUCAUAUUUAUGGUCACCAAAAACUCCAUUAAAUGUAUGGCCUGAUUUUAAGCCUAUACAACAAUGUGAUACAUAUGAUUUUAUAAAUUUUCAACCGAAUUUAAAUAAAUUAUCGUUUAUUAGCAAUCAAUUUGAAUGGACAAGUAUAAGUAUAUUCAAUUCAGAACAAAUUAAACGUGGAUAUAUUUUACUCGGUGGAUCAUAUAGACGUCAACAACCAGAUUCAUUAAAAUUGAGUGAUACUGUUUCACCAAGAGAAAAUAGCCAUAUAUUUCUGUGUAGUUUAAAUAUAAAAUCUGAGAAUGAAACACUAUUAGGCUUUGGAUUCAAUGAAAAAGCCUGUAUUCUCUUAAAUCAAACUUCUAAUGAUCAUGAAUUUUUGGGUGCAUCAAGUCAAGCAUUGAAAAUUAAUCAAGAUCUCAGUAUAUUUGUCUAUUGUGAUCCAUUAUGGAGAGCUGGUUCAAAAGUUCCUGUUGGUAGAUGUUUUUCACAUAUUGUACAUAAUGGACAAGUUCAACGAAGUUUAGAGUUAGCUGAUUUCUGUCAAACUGGUAUGCAAGUUGCUACACCAUGUGCAGCUGGUCAAAGUAUUGCUCUAUCAUUAGAUGAAGUUAAUGGGAAGGUGACUAAAUCAAUUACAGAUUUACUUUCAACAGUUAGACUUUGGGUUGGUGAACCAUUGUCAACUCCACAUGGACGUAUACAAAUAUUGACUGAUCUGUAUGGUACAAUGAAAUUGAUCACUAUACCAAGACCAGAGAAUACUGAAAGUAUGGCAAUUGGUUCAUUUUUUGGUUAUGCACUAACUGAAGGCUUUGUCACAGCUCCUGGCCUACUCAAUCGUGAACAAGGCAAUUAUACUAAUCCUAUCCAUCUGGUCGGUAUUCAUUUGGCUAAGUCAACCAGAGAUACAACAAAUGGAUUUUAUGGUAUUGUUGACUGGUUCCCUGAAACUAGUAUGUCUGAUCAAUUCUCUGGAAAUGGUAUGUCUGUUCUAAGAGUACACCUGAAAGGACCUUAUAUCAAGAGUGUUAUCAUGGGUGCACCAUAUGCACGAAAUACUGAAAUGAAGGAGAAUAAAACGGACAGUACUCAGUCAACAGUUUAUAACAGAGGAAGAAUUUAUUUAUUUUGUCAAUCAGAUCAUGGUAUCAGUUUGAAAUCAGAUAUGCAUCAAGUAUCUACAACAUUCGAUUAUUUAGACGGUCCAAAAGGUUCAACAAAUUUUGGCUUUGCUUUAACUAACCUCGGUGACUUCGAUGGAGAUGGUAAUGAUGAUGUGGCAGUCGGUGCACCGGACUUGGAAAACACUACCGGUUUUAGUCAUAUCUAUUUAAUACGUGUAUUAUCAACUUGUCAAUUUGACAGAACACCUUUACACAUAUUAACUAGCCCUCAAGGUGCUUAUGAUUUCGGUGCUCAUCUACCCUCACAUACUUCUGACUUAGAUUUCAACGGUUUAAAUGAUCUUGUUGUGCCAAUAUCCUCGUCUAAGCAGACAUUGAAUCAGGCUGCUGUUGUUGUAUAUGCUACAAGACGUUCUUGGACAGCUGAAUGUCAUUUCACUUUUCCACCAUGGUUAGCAAUUAGAAAUCUCUUAGAAAAUGAUAAAAUCCCUGUACAAAUUAUGAUAUACUUUAAAGAUGCAAAGAAUAAAUUCUCUUUAUCUGAUCAUGCUGAGAUGAAUCUUUUCAAUUCAUCACAAUUCAAUAGAUUUAUUCAUCAAAUCAAUACAGACUGGAAUGCUAGUGAAGUGAAUGAACAACGUUUCACUUUAGCUAGCCCUAUUGAACCACACUUAGAAAUGAAACAGAGUCAACUUGUUAUCGAUUUUGAUAUUCAAGCGAAAAUGAAUGUUGAAGAUAUGCAUGAUUUAGAGUUAGAGACAGGUGGUGUCUUCUUAGGCUAUCGAUUUCUACAACCAUGUUAUGGUGAUCAAAGUGUAAUUGAUCAGAAUGGUACUUGUUUGAAUGGUGGCUGGUUGAAACGUCCACUAAUUGAUUGGUCUAAGUGUAUAGCUAAAAUCCCAUUGGCACGUUAUGUAUGCUAUCCAAGUCCAAUGUGUGAAAGUGAUGUGGCAAUUCGUGUGAAAGACUUAAGAUCUGGACAAAUUAUUGCCUCAGAUUAUAUAAACGAUCGACAAAAGUCCUCUAUUACUCAAAAGAAUAAUUCUAGUGAUAACAGUAAUACUAAUAUCAGUGAUAUUCAAGGUUCUAUACCAAGUACCAGUAUUGAUAUAGAAUACGGGAAUACAAACACUUCUAGACCACAAAUACAAAUUGAGAUCUACAACUAUGGGCCAACUAAAGCACAAGGUACACGUUUGGAGUUACAAUUUCACGGGAAUUUACGAUUCUCACGACUUGAAUUUGAAGUAGACUCUUCAGAAGCUGGCAGUGUUAGUCAUUCAGAACCAUUGAUGGUUGAAGUGUCAGAGAAUGAAACAUGGGUACAUUGUCCUAUUGGAACUUUGUUAGCUCCUGUGAUAAUGUUGGAUACUGGGAGUGAAAUAAUUGAACCUAGUCAACGAUUUAUUCUUUCAACAUAUUAUGAUAAAUUUGUAUCUGAUGAUGAGGUUGACUUUCAACUUGGCGCUGGUGUUACUAUAAAUGUAAUAACUGGGACUCCAGACCCACAACCAAUUAGUAAUUCUGUACGCUUAAACUAUCGUGUUGUUCAUAAACCGAAUAUAAGAAUUUCAUAUGGACCAGGUGGAAUAACAAGUCGAAUGGAUAACCGUUCAACUCCAUUGAAACGUAUUCCAAGUCAACAACAACGUGUCCUUGUCUCUGAAAUCGGUCCAAAAGUUGAGCAUACACUACAGAUUGAAUAUAUGGGACCAUCGAAUAGACUGAAAAAUGUCAGUAUGAGUGUAAUGGUACCAGUUGAAUUAAAUCCUGAGGAUAGAGUUGGCGGCAGUAUACCCCAGUAUAUACUUUAUAUGUUUAAUGAAAUACGUGCACCAUCAUAUGGGAAUAAUGCUCUUGAAUGGAUUGAUGUUCGACCCAAAGUAAUCGCUAUGGGUAGAAAUAGUGAUCAAGAUGUCAGUAAGGUUGGCACUUGUACAAUAGUGAAUAGUGAAAAGGUUAUCAACCCACGUGGUGUUAUUCCAAUGGAUGUAGAAACAUUUUAUUCUCGAAAACGACGUGAUGCUUUAGAGCAAAUUGAUGCUAAUAAUGAAACAAACAAUGAGAAGUAUUCAACAGAAGAAGAUAAUCAAUCUACAUUAUAUGAUGAGAAUAUACAAUCAUCAUUUCCAAAGAUCCCUGUUAUACAAUUUCGACGUUUACAGAAAGAGGUAUUUGAAUGUAAUCGUGUUGGUAAUCGAAUCCAGAAGCCAAUAUGUGCAGAGAUUAUUUGUCAUGUGAAAGAAUUAGUAAAACAUCGUCCAGUACUUAUUAAAGUGACUGGAUGGUUAUGGGCACGUACAUUAUUCGCUAAGCACAUCUCAGAUGUUGAUCUUGUUACAACUGUAUCAAUCAACCAAGGUGAUAUACCAGAUGGUGUACAACCAGCUGAAGAGCCAAUUGGACAUUUUUACCUAUCACAAACAUUUUUCUUUCCACAAAUUCGACCGAAGUUAAUACAUCAAAUUCCAAUUUGGCCAAUUAUUGUUGGUGUUGUAUUAGGCGUCAUAGUUUUAUAUGUUUUGAUUAUUUUAUUAUACUUGUUAGGAUUCUUUCGUCGACGUAAAACUCAACUACGCAAAGCAAUGCUUACCAAAGGCGGUGCUGAAGAGACAUAUAAACGUGAACAAACUGAAUCAUUAUUGGAAGGACAAACAAAACCUCUCCAUAAAGGUUAUACUCAUGAUAGAGUUGACUAUACAAAUUCAACACCAUUGACAUCAACACAAUCACAACCAUCAAUCUAUAGGAAUGAUACAUCAACAGGUAAAAAGUUGAAAAAGAAGCAUAAAAAAGAUUUGAAUAUUUUACAUCCUGGAGAUUUGUCUGGAACCACACCACCAACAAACGGUCGUCAACACCAUCAACAACAGUAUAAAGAACCUGAAGAACAGAAUUUAAUCACAGAUUCUACUUCGUCACAGUGAAAGCCUACCUUUGCUAAUUUAUUGCUUAUCUGUCUGUCUGUCUAUCUCUCGUCUGUCUAUCUCUCGUCUGUCUAUCUGUGUGUGUACGUGCUUGUUAGUAUGAGAGUGUCUAGAAAAUUUCAUUCUCAGCACUUUUUUUAUUGAUUAAAUAGCUUCCUGUAAUGAAUAAGCAAAGUGGUUAAGGCGUGGCUUUAUACAUUAUUAUGCUUUUAUCGAUGGGUGGAGGAGAAAAUAACAGUAUAUACUUAGGUGUUCGUAUUUUCCGAGUUUAUGGUGAUUAGAGUUUUGUGAUAUGAACAUUACCUACAUAAAAGUGUAUUUAUUGCUGCCAUCAUAGAACGUCAGCUUAGAUAUUUAUGCAUAUUGGUGAGAUUAUAUUUCUCGUGUUUUGUUUCUUUCUGUAUUGUUUUUCUUGGCUAACUAUCCUUUCUUUUUUCUCCUCUCUUCUGUGUACACAUUUAAUGAUUAGUUCUAAGCACUAUUAACUUUCUUAGCCAAUCACACCCUCCUGGCCUGCUGAAGUAACAACCUUUUCCAAGUAAAGCUGAUUGAUUAUUUCUUUGUUCCUCCAAUGGCACUUAGAAUUAAUUCUCUCCAUGUUUGUUUGGUCUCUUUCCUUCCUUCCUAUCCUAUAGUACCUCAUAAGAUGAGUGACGGUCCAGGGAGAAACGGGAGGGGGGAGGGUUGCGGGAAUUUAAAAUUGUUAAAGAAAUCUACCUUACUUCGAUAGAUAAUGAGUAGUAAUGUUUGAUGUUAUAUGUUAGCCAUUUUCAUAGAAAGAGGAGAACCACACUUUUCUAGCUAUAAAAUCAACUUUCUCUUCAACUGAAAAUGGUACCAGUCAAUAAUUAUCUCUUGGCAAAUAUUCCCCUUCCUUUUAGUUUCUUUUUAUUCAAUGAACCCAAUGAAUAAAUAAAUUUAUCCAAGCAUCCAAGCCCAUACAUGCAUAUAUUUUGUACGCUUAUAUUGAAUUAUACUUAAAUGAACUUAAAAUUGAGUUGAUUUCAUCAAGUUGAAUAAUCUGCCUAUUUUCUAUUAUAGAAUUGAAAACAAAAUAUUUGCUUAAUUAAGCUUUAUUUUCAUUUAACUUUACCGUCAAGUAUUGCAGGAGAUUCUGUAAUCAUAAUAGUGAAAAUGUAAUAAUUAUGAUAAUAAUUUAUAUAUAGGAAAUGAUAUUUAUUGUUGUGCU